AUGGUGAGACAUAACAGACAGAUACUUACCGCCGGUAAGAACUAUGCUGAGAAGCAAGCCAAAAAACAUGCAGUUAAUGAAGUAACAUUCGAUAAAGAGAGUCGUGAGGAAUACUUGACGGGAUUUCAUAAACGUAAAUUGCAGAGGAAAAAGAAGGCACAAGAGUAUAUCAAAGAACAAGAUAGAUUAGCCAGGAUACAAGAGAGGAAGCAACUACGUGAUGAGCGCAAACGCGACUUGGAGAACCAAGUGCGAGAGUUUAAUGAAAAGGCUAAAGAACUUGCAAUGAUAAAUGGUGGAUUAGCUGGUGAAGAAGACGAAGGGGAGGAGGGCGAAGAGGAAUGGACCGGGUUUGAUGGAGAUGACAUAGAUGGAAACAUUAAGCAAGAUAAACCAGUGUCACUCAAGGGAAUAUUACAUCACAAGGAAGUAUAUGAGCCAGACUCAGACCUCAAUGAAUUUGGAGAUGAGACUACAGUUACGAUAGAAUCAAUAGAUAAACCACUUGGACACGCAAAUGGUGGAGUUGAUCUUGAAGAAAUCGCCAAGACGAAUAAUGUCGACUUGAAUAAAUCAGAAGAAGUAUUGGAAGAAGCAGUUGAACGAGCCAAGAAUUACGCUGUUUUGUGUGGCGUUGCUAAACCUUCUUCGAAAGUGGAAAAACAAAAGACAAAGAAGAAAAAGUUUAGAUAUUUGAGUAAAGCAGAAAGAAGGGAGAAUACCCGCAAGGAGAAACUCAAGAGUAAACUUCGAGGAAAGAAGUAG
Molecule: messenger RNA, 765 nt
Organism: Lodderomyces margitis
Lineage: Eukaryota; Fungi; Ascomycota; Pichiomycetes; Serinales; Debaryomycetaceae
Exons: 1
Coding region: 1-765 (254 amino acids)
Cellular component (GO): nucleolus
Molecular function (GO): RNA binding
Source: RefSeq, a predicted model, not a curated record